CCUCUUUCCAAUCAACUACAGUUGGUAGAGCGAGGCCAAUGAUAAUAAUAGGAAUGAUAGUAGAAAUGACAUAAAACUAGUUUAUAGCCUAGAAUGUUUUUUUUGCAUUUGGCUUGUAAAUAAAACUAAAUUUAUCCAGGUGUAGAAGAGGAUUUUGGAUGAUUACCUUGAAUAUUUUAUCAAAAUCAGUCCGAAGAUAUGCAAGCAGUGAAUUUUUCUUUUAUUAUUUUAAACUUUUAAACUUAGGUUUCGAUUUUCAUUCCUUGCUUAAUAUAGCUCCUAACUGAAAUCCAAUGGUACCCAUUGGAAAGAGCGGAAAAAUGCUCACACUUGUGUACAGGUAUUCCCCAGCUUCCUAGGACAAUGGGUCGAGUGACCAACACCCCGUCGCCCCAACCCCACUUUCCGUAAAAUUCCCUCUAUUUAAUAUGUGGCCGCUGUUAAAUUCUCCGCUUGUUAAUUUUGACUUUUUUUUUACAGAGGUGUAAGAGUGGCGCUCUGGCAGCACUGCACCCCUGAAUGUAUGAGACAGUACACUGUUAAAUGCAAAACCUUUAACAGUGUCAAUGACCAGAGGGAUCUUAGACUCCAAGUUCUUUGCUCCCCGAAAGAGACUGCACAGAUUGAUCAGUUAAGAAGGCAAAUGGCAUGGUUCUCUUUAUUAGUUGAAGCAUUGAGUUCAAAAGUUGGGAAGUUGUGUUACAACUUUAUAAAACUAGUUAGGCCACAUCUGGAGUUCUGGUUGCCCUCAUCCUCGGAAGGAUGUUGGGGCUUUGCAGAGGGUGCAGAAGAGGUUUACCAGGGUACUGCCUGGAUUAGAGGGCAUGAGCUAAAACGAGAGGCUGGACAAACUUGGGUUGCUUUCUCCUGAGUGGCGCAGGCUGGGGUGAGAUUGGAUGGACAUUUAUAAGAUUACGAAAGGAACAGAGAGAGUGGACAGACUAUGUAUUUUUCCUGAUGACAUGAUCCCAUUUAACCGCAGCUGUAACAGUCUCUUCACGCAUGCUCACUAUCUCCGGUGGGUGGUGUUUUCCUUUCCGCUCAGUGCUGAAGUGGGAUCAGGAAAGGGUUUUCGCCCCCUGGGUUGGGGAGCCGGGGGUCGGUAUCAUUGCAAGACGAAGAUAUCACUUUCCCCUCGUUAGACCUGCGGUAAGAGACUUAUUGGAAGAAAAACCCCAACUGGAAGCAAACCACGACUGAAGACAAGGGAACAGCAACAAUUGAACCAGCCCGAGGAUUGAGAGCAUCAACUGGAGAGAAUCCGAAGUUUGUCACUGAAGGUUGCUCGACAGGAAUCUGAGGGGACUACAACUACCGAGGAUCAUGCCGCACUUUUCGCUGUCUUAUCUGCUAAAACAUUGCCUUUAGUGACCCAAUGGGACAUGUUACAAAUAACACGGAAUUUGUCUACGGGAAUCUCGAACACAACACACCAGUUUUGCUAAAUCUGUCCAGAUUUUUAACUGGAGCAAGGGAUUCACUUGAUCAUCUAACCGACUGGCACGCUCAUCAUUUUACUCAGGUGGGAACCCAUUCAUCUGCUCAGACAGUGGGAAUGGAUUCAGUCGGUCAUCUCAACUGAAGGUACAUCAAGUUCACAUUGGGCAGGGGCUGGUCAUCUGCUGAAUUUGUGGGGAAGGAUUCACUCAGUCAUCUGACCUAAUGGCUCACCAGCGAGUUCACACUGGGGAGAAACCGUUCACUUGCACGGACUGUGGGAAAGGAUUCACUUACUCAUCUGAACUGAAGUUACAUCAGCGAGUUCACACUGGGGAGAGGCCAUUCACCUGCCCAGAUUGUGGGAAGGGAUUCACCAUAUCAUCUCACCUACUGAUUCACCAGUCAGUUCACACUGCAGUGAGGGAUUUCACCUGCUCAGUCUGUGGGAAGACAUUCACUCAGUCAUCCAAUCUACAGAGACACCAGCGAGUUCACACUGGGGAGAAGCCAUUCACCUGCUCAGACUGUGGAAAGGGAUUCACUCGCUCAUCCCACCUAAAGAGUCACCAGCGAGUUCAUACUGGGGAGUGGCCGUUCACCUGCUUAGAUUGUGGGAAGGGAUUCACUCAGUCAUCUCACCUACGGAGACACCAGUCAGUUCACACUGGGGAGAGGCCGUUCACCUGCUCAGUCUGUGGGAAGACAUUCACUCAGUCAUCCAACUUACAGACGCACCAGCGAGUUCAUACUGGGGAGAAGCCGUUCACCUGCUCAGACUGUGGAAAGAGAUUCACACAGCUAGCUAGCCUUCAAGCACACCAGUCAGUUCACACUGGGGUGAGGUCGUUCACCUGCUUAGACUGUGGGAAGGGAUUCACCACAUCAUCUCACCUACUGAGUCAUCAGUCAGUUCACACUGCAGUGAGGGAUUUCACCUGCCCAGACUGUGGGAGGAGAUUCUCUCAGUCAUCCAACCUCCAGACACACCGGCGGGUUCACACUGGGGAGAAGCCGUUCACCUGCUCAGACUGUGGAAAGGGAUUCACUCAGUCAUCCAGCCUACAGGCACACCAGCGAGUUCACACUGGGGAGAAGCCAUUCAGCUGCUCAGACUGUGGAAAAGGAUUCACUCGAUCAUCCUACCUGCAGAGUCACCAGCGAGUUCACACUGCGGAGUGACCGUUCACCUGCUCAGAAUGUGGGAAGGGUUUCACUCAGUCAUGUCAACUACUGGCACACCAGCGAGUUCACACUGGGGUGCGGCCAUUGAGCUGCUCAGACUGUGGGAAGGGAUUCACUCUCCCAUCUCACCUACUGAGACAUCAGUCAGUUCACACUGCAAAGAGGGUUUUCACCUGUUCAGAUUGUGGGAAGAGAUUCCCUCACCCUUCCACUCUACAGAGACUCCAGUCAGUCCACACUAGGGAGAGGCCGUUCACCAGCUCAAACUGUGGGAAGGGAUUCACUCAGUCAUCUGAUCUGCUGGCACACCAGCGAGUUCACACUGGGGAGAGACUGUUCACCUGCUGUGAAUGUGGGAAGGCAUUCACACGAUCAUCUCAUCUACUGAAACAGCAGCGAGUUCACACCGAUUAGAGGCCGAUCACCUGCUCAAAUGUUGGGAAGAGAGUCUCUCAGCCAAAUCAACCAAAUGUAUAUUAUUGGGAUUCACUGGGGAGAGGCUGUUCACCUGCUGUUAAUGUGGGAAGUGAUUCACUCAGUAAUGUAACCUUGUGACACACUACCAGGUUCACACUGGGGAGAAAGUUUCAAUAAGCUGCAUGCUGGAUAUUUGUCCAUCACUGUUGCUGAAUGCAAUUUCGAGUGUGACUGUCGGUGCUGAACUCUGCAAUUAUUUCUGCUGCUCACCGCAUCCAGUUCUGCACCCUGGUCACUGGGCAUGGGAGGAGUUUCUUCUGCUGCACAUUCACCUUUAAUGGGACUGGAGUUUAAUAUUCUGUAUUUGAGACAAAUAAAUCAGUUUUAUUUUAAACUCUGUUUCCGGUACUUAGUGAAUUUAUAACACGCCUAGGUGUGCUGGACCCUGCCAGUGAUGCUGUUCCACGACAGUCCUUUUAAAUCCUCCCCUGUUGUUCGUCUCUGUGGGAUGGGUUCCAAACAGUCAACACUCUGGGUGAAGAGGUUCCCCUUGAAUUCUCUGUAGACUGAAGAAGUCGAGCUGACUGCUGUUCUGUCUCAGAUUUUUUUCGCCUCUGAAAUCUCUGGGCUGAGGAAGAAUGACAUCUGGAUUUACCCUCCUUACUCUGGGAUCAGUUCUACAUUAUGGCUCAUUUCCCCUGCUUCUAACGGGUUGUUAGAAAACACCACUGUCCUCUAAAGACUGAAAGCCGAAUGGGAAACCAUCAGUUGGAUGUUCAACGGAGCAGGGUCAGAAACCAGAGGCAGGUCUGCACAGGGAAGAGUUUGGGGCUCUGGACGAUAGUUGGGGUAAGAACAUAUGAUGAGGAGAAGGGAAUCAGCAGUGGGGCAUGAUAACGAAUGACAGCAACAUUUGGAAGCUGAUUCAGUUGCCUGACUGAUGCCUGUAGUGAGGUGCUCCACUGGUCAAGUAACGUGUGUGUGUUGGGAAUGGUUUUAUCAAUUCAGGGAGUUGUUCCUGCUUGCCUAUCCUAUAAUAUUAUAUCCGGAUGGUUAUUUUAGAUUGUCCUAUCUGUAAUAAUGUAUCGAUUAUCAUAGAAAUUGUGAGAUUCUGUCUGUAACUGGAUUGGUCUUGAAUUUAUUGUGCCUUAAUUAAGUUAACAUGGUCAUUCAUCAGUUUGUAUGUUAAAGCAAGAUUUUGGUGAAUGAUAUUUGCCAUUGAUUGCAGCUGCAUAAGUAAUCAGAUUGAGUUCAACUGCUGCAAGAUCCUGAAAUGUGUUGGAUUGUGUCUGGUUUCUCUUGGCAUUUUCUGCAUUGAUUGCCUUGUCUGUAUUGUAUGUAUUUUUGAUUUUUUGUUUUCUUUUUGUUAACCACCUUGUCCUGUAUUCCUACAAGGAACCCUUCUGUUUCUGGGAAGAUGUCUCCAACUCUCAGUCAGGUGCUCGAUGUUUCCUUGUCAACAUCUUGUCUGCUCAGAUUAUUGGGAUGUCUCCCAUAGAGGGUCAUACUCAUUCCACUGGUUAAUGUUUUAUUCCAUAGUGAUGAUUCAUUUUUCGGAGUUAGCUUCUCAUUUAAGUUUUCUGGUCUGUAUUUCUUACACAAUUGCAUAUACACAUAUGGAGUGCUGAAUCAUGUUCAAUUUUGAUGAAAAUAAAUACUUAGAAGUUU
Molecule: messenger RNA, 4707 nt
Organism: Hypanus sabinus (Atlantic stingray)
Lineage: Eukaryota; Metazoa; Chordata; Chondrichthyes; Myliobatiformes; Dasyatidae
Product: oocyte zinc finger protein XlCOF6-like
Exons: 4
Coding region: 1663-2619 (318 amino acids)
Biological process (GO): regulation of transcription by RNA polymerase II; central nervous system development
Cellular component (GO): nucleus
Molecular function (GO): DNA-binding transcription factor activity, RNA polymerase II-specific; RNA polymerase II cis-regulatory region sequence-specific DNA binding
Source: RefSeq, a predicted model, not a curated record